AUGGAAGUGAAAAGACAGAGAUCUACCUCCCGCCCGCGUCAGCCAUCGCGUCCUACGACCCCCCUGAGAUCGAGCUCCAGAACGUCCAUACGCGAUGCACACGGUUUCUCGCUCAGUGGUGGCCCAGGCGGUGGAUCCAGACCGGGUAUAAAUAGUCUAGAGCCUCAAUUUGCCGAGCUGGCGGACGCAAUGGCGGAUUUGGAGGAGAAUUUCGUACAUCUCCAGCUGAUGCAUGAGAGUCUGUCAAGGUUCAACGAAAGCUUUGCCAGCUUUUUAUACGGGCUAAAUAUGAACGCAUUCUGCGUUGAUUUCCCGGAGACGCCUAUCCCAGAGUCAUUUACUCGUUUCAAGCAAAGGGAGCAAGCCAGAGAGAAAGAAAAUGAGCUGCAAGCUGCUUCGGAACAGCAAUAUCAGUCUAGCGCAAACGACGCAGAGGCAACUUUCCUGACUACGGAUACUUCGUUCAUUGAUAAUCCUCCAACCACUACUAAAUCGUCCGUAAGGUACACAACACCUGCAUCGAAGCGAGCCCCUACGACUUCAACACGAGGAUCCAGCACCGGCCGAUACUCAACCAGGGGAGCUUCAACAACCGGCCGACAAAGAGGGACCAGGCUGGCACGCCCAAGAGGCCGGGGUAUACGCUGA
Nannizzia gypsea CBS 118893 is the source of this 648-nucleotide messenger RNA. RefSeq lists its product as hypothetical. Gene Ontology annotation, biological process: mitotic sister chromatid biorientation. The record is from RefSeq and is a predicted model, not a curated record. Bases 1 to 648 code for a protein of 215 amino acids. Gene Ontology annotation, cellular component: mitotic spindle; mitotic spindle polar microtubule; mitotic spindle pole body. NCBI's taxonomy places the organism in Eukaryota, Fungi, Ascomycota, Eurotiomycetes, Onygenales, Arthrodermataceae. The transcript is spliced from 4 exons.